Molecule: messenger RNA, 1140 nt
Organism: Amblyraja radiata (thorny skate)
Lineage: Eukaryota; Metazoa; Chordata; Chondrichthyes; Rajiformes; Rajidae
Gene: nmbr
Product: neuromedin B receptor
Exons: 3
Coding region: 1-1140 (379 amino acids)
Biological process (GO): G protein-coupled receptor signaling pathway
Cellular component (GO): plasma membrane
Molecular function (GO): neuropeptide receptor activity
Source: RefSeq, a predicted model, not a curated record
AUGGCGAGCGUACUAGACUCCAACAACAGUCUCCUCACCCCGGACAAGUCCAUUCAGAACAACUUUACCGAGGAGACUGUCUAUCUUGACGCUGUAUUUCUCGCGAUUAGGUGCUUCGUCGCACCCAUUUACCUGUUGAUCAUCACCGUGGGCUUGCUGGGGAACAUCGCUUUGGUUAAGGUAUUUGUGUCCAACAGCGCCAUGCGAAGUGUACCCAACAUUUUCAUUUCCAGCUUGGCGGCCGGCGACCUGCUUCUCUUGGUGACCUGCGUUCCAGUGGACGCUGCGAGGUACUUUUUCGAGGAAUGGGUCUUCGGCACAGUCGCUUGUAAACUCAUCCCCCUUAUCCAGCUCACAUCGGUGGGAGUGUCCGUGUUCACACUAACCGCCCUCAGCGCCGACAGGUACAAAGCCAUUGUGAACCCCAUGGACAUCCAGGAGUCCAGUGCUGUCCUCCACACCUGCCUGAAGGCAGUCACAAUAUGGCUGAUCUCUGUGGUCCUUGCCAUCCCGGAGGCCGUGUACUCACAGGUGGUACAACACCACAACGGCAACAACAUGAGCUUCAGCGCCUGUGUGCCUUACCCACUCUCCGACAAGCUGCACCCCAAGAUCCACUCCGUUCUGAUAUUUCUGGUCUACUAUCUCAUCCCCCUCACUAUCAUCAGCAUCUACUACCUGCACAUCGCCCGCACCCUGAUCAAGAGCGCGCACAACAUGCCCGGAGAAAGCAGCGAACACGCCAAGCGGCAGAUGGAAACCCGGAAGCGCCUUGCCAAGAUCGUGCUGGUGUUCGUUGGCCUAUUUGCAAUGUGCUGGUUCCCUAACCAUGUGCUCUAUAUGUACCGCUCCUUCCACUAUGGCCAGAUCGACCCUUCCCUCGGGCACCUCCUGAUCACUGUGCUGGGCCGGGUGCUGAGCUUCUGUAACUCCUGCGUCAAUCCUUUCGCCCUGUACCUGCUGAGCGAGUCCUUCCGGAGACACUUCAACAGCCACCUGCGGUGUAAAGGGCAGCACCGGCGGUCCGGGUCCACCAGUUACUUCCAGAGCACCUCUGCCUUGCGCAUGACGUCAGUGAGAAGCAGUAACAGGAACACCAUUGCCAAUGGUCACAGCCUCAAACAAGAGUCAGUAGCCUGA